AUGUGUCACCUGCUUUCAGCUGCCUCUCUGAUGAGCGCUCGUUAUCCGCUGUAUGGCGUGAACGAUGACGCACUAUGGGCUCGCGGCAGUGCGUUGCCUGAGCCUUCCCGAGGCGCUUCUAUUCAACCGCUUCAUCCCAGCAUGCCCUAUGCCACCUAUCCGGGCACAACCACACAUACGACCGUCGUCCACUCGGCAAUGAAGCCUGUUGCUGAUGCUGAUAUUACAGUAAUUGUUCUCAAUCUAGCGUUAACCGCAUGGAUUAUGUCGGUGCUGGAUUUCUCUACGGAUGGUAUGGGUGCUUUAAAAAUACAAGAUGAUGGUAUUCGAGUGGAAGGUAGGGCUCAAUUUGACAAGCCGGUUACAUUUUCUCAUCUCAGCACCGAGAAGGAUGAGGCGCUCGUGAUAGAUUCAUUCCGCGGUAUUCAUAUGCAAGCUCGUAACUCCAGUGGUCAUGUCUCGGCACGCAUGUCACUUACAGCCGAUGGAAAAACGCAAGCAGUUUGCGAUCGAUUUGAGGUAUUUGAUCCCGACAAUCGAUUAUUAUUCUUCGCAGACUCACAGGAGAUCGGUCUCAAGUUGGAGAACCUUCAUGAUGGCGGUAGUGUAUUUGAAGGCGCGAUCCAAACAGCACUUGUGCGCCCUGAGCCAGAUACUCCUUUGAGACUAGAGUCUCCAACCCGAAGUGUUUCCAUCGAUGCAGCACAGGAUAUUGAGCUGAUGGCUGCUGCCGGUGAAGUGAGAAUUAACACACUUCUGGAUAUUGCCAUAUCAUCGAAACAAGUACGUUUUAACUACAAGAUCUCACGCUUAUUCUGA
Messenger RNA from Ostertagia ostertagi, 819 nucleotides. The record is from the annotation of a GenBank genome assembly. Lineage: Eukaryota; Metazoa; Nematoda; Chromadorea; Rhabditida; Trichostrongylidae.